Argiope bruennichi is the source of this 6297-nucleotide messenger RNA. RefSeq names its product voltage-dependent calcium channel subunit alpha-2/delta-3-like (gene stj). The transcript has 39 exons. Gene Ontology annotation, molecular function: voltage-gated calcium channel activity. Lineage: Eukaryota; Metazoa; Arthropoda; Arachnida; Araneae; Araneidae. Gene Ontology annotation, cellular component: voltage-gated calcium channel complex. The coding region runs from base 102 to 3797 and encodes 1231 amino acids. The record is from RefSeq and is a predicted model, not a curated record.
CCUAAACCCUCUAGAUGGGUUUUUGUCAGAGUAGCUCCUAGCUGAGCUUUCUCGUGACUUUGUGCGAAUCGACAGACACCCAUGUGAUCGAAAAAGAGACCAUGGAAGGCGACUCGUGUAGGAGACCACGCAAAACCGGACUGGCCGUCCUACUACCAAUGCAAGCUCGCAACACCGUGCCAGCACGUUUGCUGGUUUUGUUAUCUUUAUUGAUGCUCAUUCUGCCCAGCAAUCCAACAGUAAGCGUAGAUGAGCAAGAAAUAACGGCCGAAGUGGUGAAAACAUGGGCACUGAAGUUCGGCAAGGCUGCUUCUGGUUGGUGUGAAGUUGCCACAUGUGUCAAGAAAAUAACGGAGAAUUUUAAGAAACUUGGUGCCGUAUCGCAAUGGGUUUAUGCUACAAAAAUGCUCGAAGAAAUGAGAAACGACGUGAAAACCAUGAUGAGUUGGAAAGCCAAAACAAUUACGACCAUCCGGGACACAGCCGAGAUGGCUGUUAUGAAGUAUACUUAUGAUCCAGAUAUGAAAAUUGAUUAUUACAGUGCAAAAGAUCCUAGGACUUCGGAUGGAAAACCUAUGGUAUUUUUUCCUCAUAAGAACUAUGGAAACACUCCCAUAAACACAAAUUACAGUGUCGUACACGUGCCUACGAAUGUUUAUGACCAAUCCCCUGAUGUUUUGAAUGCCAUAAAAUGGUCUGGAGAGUUGAACACUGUAUUUCGUAACAAUUUAGCUUAUGAUUCGUCCCUCAUAUAUCAGUUCUUUGGCAGUGCAACUGGCUUUCUUCGGCUAUAUCCCGCUAUCAAAUGGCGUGCCCCCGUUGGACCAGAUAUGUACGAUUGUAGAAUGCGGCCAUGGUACAUCCAAGGUGCCGCAUCUGCCAAAGAUAUUGUGAUAUUGUUGGACGGUAGCGGAUCAAUGACAGGUCUUAGAAAGGAAAUUGCAAGAAAUGUAGUUUUGAAUAUUUUAGAGACACUUAGCGAAAAUGAUUUUGUUACUAUACUUAGAUUCUCUGAGAACGUCAAAUCUGUAGUACCUUGUUUUGAAAACACGCUCGUUCAAGCUACGGAAGAAAAUCUUAGGGAGUUUCGAGAGCUUUUGAAAGAUUUAGAUACAGUUAACAUUGCCAAUUUCACAUUAGGAUUGAUAACUGCAUUUGAGCUUCUACAAAAAGUUGCGAAAAGCAAUGAAGGAAGUCAGUGUAAUCAAGCCAUAAUGUUGAUAACUGAUGGUGCUCCAUACACGUAUGAGAAAAUCUUUGCUCAAUAUAAUUGGCCAAAUAUACCGGUGCGUGUAUUCACUUAUUUAAUUGGUAGAGAAGUUACUGAUAUGGAUGAAGUACAGUGGAUGGCAUGCCAAAACAGAGGGUAUUACACUCAUGUAACUACUUUAGCGGAAGUAAGAGAGCAAGUACAGAAAUAUAUUCCUGUAAUGAGCCGACCAGUCGUAUUGUCUGGAGAGCAUCCCAUAGUUUGGUCUUCUGUUUACGCUGAUGUUACUGAUGUAAAACUUUCUGAUUGGCUGUGGCAAGAACGUGAGCGUGAAGUAAAGAUGAGAUUGAAUCAGAAGAGCCGUGCGAAACGCCAGAAAGAAGAUUUGAGCCUUCUGCAGUAUUAUCCUGAUGGUAAUAUCUCUAUGAUGGAGCGUUAUGCUGCUCCAAAUAAUGAUUACGCUGCUACGGAACCAGAUAUGCCACGAAAGCCGUUGCCAAAGAAGGCUGUACAACUUCUUAUCACUGUGUCAACACCUGUGUUUGACAGAAGGAAUUUUUCUAAUGUUACUGAAAGAAUAAGGAGUAGCAAAAAUAUUUGGAUUGAAAAAGUAAAAGAGAUGCGUGUUGCAAAUAUUCUUGGAGUAGCUGGAACAGAUGUACCUAUACGUGAGAUUAUCAAAUUGACUCCUCCCCAUAAGCUUGGAGUUAAUGGCUACUCCUUUGUAGUGACAAAUAAUGGAUUUGUACUGUACCAUCCUGAUCUCAGGCCACUGUUUCAAGAUAUGUUGAAACCUGAGUAUAAUCAAGUAGACAUGGCGGAACUUGAGUUAGUAGAUGACGAUAGAUUGGGACCAAGAGAAUUUGACGAAACUUUAUAUGAGAUGAAAAAUUCAACAAUUAACCGCCGCAUUGGAUGGAAGAAACUUCCAGUGAAAUUGCAUAUUGAUGGGAUGCGUCGAGUUGUAACCAGAAGGAACUCGUACUAUUAUGGACCAAUAGAAAACACACCUUAUUCGUUAGUCAUUGCUUUGCCUGAACCAUAUGGCCAGUACAGAUUAUCUGGUCAAAUAGAAGUAAAAAGAAGAACUGAAAAUUUGCAACAGUAUUUUAAAGAUGACAAAUGGAGGGUUCAUCCAGAUUGGGUAUACUGUGAAUCAAAAACAAAAGAAGGCGAUCCCAUUGUAACUCCUGAAGAUGUAAUAAGAAAAUUCAUUCAUGAAGCUGAAAAUAAGCAAAACUUUAAAUGGAAAUCCCAGUCUACCAGUCCUCCUGUUAACGAUGCACCACUGUGUGAUAAACAUUUGGUUCAAAGUCUUGUAUUUGACGCUAAGGCUACAGAUGUUGAUGUCAAAAAAUGCGAGAAACCUGCGUUGCCAAACCAAUAUGAUGAUCAAAUGAUGGGUAUGCAUGGUAUAGUAACAACUUUUGUUGCCACCAGAAGUGGUUUAUUGCGAUUCGAUGAUCACAGAACCGAGGAAGAAAAAGGAAAUAGUACAGAAAGGCCUUUUUAUGAAACCCAUACGAGAGCAACCGAUGAACUAUUCUAUAGAAGAGCAGUAGAUUUCUAUCACUAUAAUGAAAUGGCCUUUGUGUUUGCUGUGCCCUUUGACGCAGGUACGAAGAAUACGAGCCUGGUAACUGCCAGUCAAGCCAUAUUUAUUGGAAACGGAUCGCAAAAAGCUCCUGCCGCUGUUGUUGGGGUCCAGUUGAAGCAUUCGGCAUUCGUUGAAAGGUUCUUCAAUAUUACAGGAACGUGCAUGAGUAAAUGCAAGUAUAAGUGUACAGAUAAGCAAAUGGAUUGCUUCUUGAUUGACAAUAAUGGAUUUGUUGUUGUAUCCGAAAUUCAUGAACAUACGGGGAAAUUUUUUGGAGAAAUAGAUAGCAUCUUAUUUGAUUCCUUAGUACAAGGAAACAUAUUCAGAAGAAUUCGAAUGUACGAUUACCAGGCUAUAUGCAUUGAUCUCAUUAUACCAUCUGGACCUGCUAGUUUUCUCAGAACGCCCCUGCGUCAUGUAAUAAAUAUUGCUCAAUGGAUUUGGAGCAAGUUAGUUAUGUACUUCGUGCAAACAAAUGUUUUGCCAUGGUUCUCGGAUUAUGUUUAUGCUUCAGAUUACUACGAGGAUGAACAAGGUAAUGAUGGCAAGGCCGCUCGCCAAAACAAGACCAGGGCACGACCAUGCGACAAAGAAUUUACAUUGUAUGAAAUGCGACCCACCGAUGCUUGGGGACAAACAAAAGGCGUCAUUCCUAACUGCAGUUCGAUUGAAGAUUGUGAUAAGAAUUACAUCGUACAGAUGGUUCCCUACACCAAUUUAAUGAUGCUGGUCACGUAUAGCGAGGAGUGUUCAUGUGAUAAUAGCUCACUGACUGAAUCCAAUACACAACCCCUGGAGCUAGAAGAGGUGAUUUAUGAUGAGGAUGAAAGAUGCUACAGAAUGAGGAAUGGUACACUCAGAAAAUUGCCUGAACCAUGCGUCCACCAUCAUCCAGAAGAGGGCAGCAUUGGUCAGCAGUGUGGACUGGGGUCCUUACUUCGUGCUUCCAUUUACAUAGUCGUGGGUGCCUUGCUCCUCCGUCUGCUAUGAAAAUUCCUGGCGUGGCCUUUGUAAAAUCUCGCUAACACGACAUAUCGCAAAUCACUCAGAGAUUGCAAUUACAUGCCUCCUGGAUUUGAAUAUCAUAUCCUUUGUGAAACCAAAAAUGAAAAAUUCUUAAAACACUCGUCAGUUGAAAAACAAGCAAAAAAAAAUUCACAAAUUAGCAGGACUGUUGCCGUCAACUCCAUGGAUUGGUUGUAUCUGCAGAGACAGUGCCACAUUCUCUUAAACAAAGGAAGAAAAAAAUCUACCGGCUGAUUUUGUAAGGCUAUCUCACAUUCUAUGAGCAGGUUUCCUUUACCUCAAAUUCAGCUUUCAGAAAGAUUCCGAUUCAAUUUCCAAAUCGAUUUUUAAAUUAUGGGAUCUCUUUUUUUCAGUGGAAAUCAUCGUUAUUAAUGCAUAUCAUAGGCCACAAUUCUCGAUGGAUGUAUAGUUUGAAAAUAUACAUACAUAUAUAUGUAUAUAUAUGGAGGAGGAAGUUGCUGCCAAAAACAGAACAACCGUUUCCUCUGAUAUCAAUUACACAUUGCUCAUGUGUUUUGGUCUCUUAGCCUUCUUCAGUAUUACUCACCAGCAGUUUUAUACGUAGUUAAAAUGCUUCUGUUAGUCGCAGGCGCAUCUGGUGUAUUUUUUUCCAUGUUGCACCUUUAAGAGCACAACUGAUUUUUUUUUUCACCAACUGCAAUUCAGGCAUAAAUCUGAUUUCUCAGAUAAACUAAAUAGAAACGUAUCAAUGUAUUAUUUCUCAAUCCUUUUCCAAGCUUUUAAAACCUGCAUAUCGUUGUUGACGCUAAAGGUAAAUACUUGACGCGAACUGACCAAGUUUGAACAAGUUUACCGAGUCCAAAGCUUUGCGUAGUAGUUAACGUUUGUUCCAUUUGACCACGAAUUCACUAAUCGAGGAUAAACAUUUGUUAGUAAUGUUUUGUGGUGUAUUUGUUAAGUUUUUAUGAUAGUGUAUAAAAUAUUCGAUUAUUGUAAGUAAUUAUAUCAUUCUUGUAAAACAUCAAAAUAUCUUUAGUCAUCUUAAGCAAUCCAGCCUUGAGCAGAUGUUUCUCUGGCUGUUGUAUUUUAUCAAUUUCAUUGAAAUUAGGUGGUAGAAUUAGGUAAAAAAAAAACUAAUUAUGCAUACAUUAUGCGUCAUAUCAUUCACAACCGAUUGUAAUGAUGUGAAACAUAUCCCAAAUUUUUAAUAUCAAAGCGAUACGUCCAAAGAUAAAUUGUAGAGAGAUUAAUGAGUGGAAUGAUCUGUCGACGCACAAGUUAAGUAUCUGCGCCACAGUUCUUACUUAAUUAUAACUAAUCAGUCAACACUAGACCACUCUGUGCAUAUAAAUGCUUAAAAUACUACAUCGUUUCUGAGGCACCCGCGUAAUAUUUUAUUCUUUUCUUGGAGAAAUUUAAUGGAGUAUGAAAUUGUCACGGAUCAUAUUGAUAAUAUCCUUCAUUAGUCAUCCCUUUGCUGUUUACAAAACAUUACUAUUACAUAAAUUCCAAGAAAAGGAAUAUCCUUCAACCUGCUUAAAAAAGGAAUUAUUUUUCUAAUUACUAUUUCUUCUGCGUUGCUUUAAAACACUUUGAACAAAACAGGCAUUGAGGAGAACUGAGAACAGUUUUAAGAAAUCGUAUCCAAAGAACUGCUAUGCACAAACUAGUCAAUUUGCAUCGUUUAUAAACUGUAAUUCUUAUAUUUGCUGAAUAGUAAAUACUAUUCUCAAAAUGUUAUUUAUCUAAUGUAAUCUAGAUUUUUUACUUUCUUUCGUUUUCAGUUACAUUUAACUUAUAAACACAAUUUUUCGUUUCAAUUUUUAGAUAUUAGUCUAAGUAAAGAUUAGUAGAUUUUUACUGUAAAACAUUAAGUUAUUUAUUUUCCAAUUUUGUUAGAUGAAAUAAAUAAAUAUUAAAUGUUUGCUGUUGUAAUAAAUAUGAAUAUUGCUCGAUACUUCCGCGAUUAAGGAAAUGUCUGACACAUUAACUUUUCAUAUUUGAAUAAAAUUGUUUCUUUCCCUAAAGUAAUGUUUUCAACUAAAAAUUACACACAUUGUUUUUCUAAUAAUGUCAGUGUAAAAAUGGCUGUUGGUGAUUUCAUAAAUGUAAAAUAAAUGUUUGCGAAAUCAUUAAGGUAUAUUUAAAACCCUAAUGUCGGAUAUUCUGUUAUUGUGAAAAGCAUUCUACAAAUACAUGUAUAUGCACUUACCCAGUGCUUAAGUCAUAUCCUUGUUCUGUUAUCUUUGUUUCUGCUGCAGUGCUUCUGCUGAUAUCUCUUGCGUGCCCGCUACGUUAAUGUUCUUGAUCGUACUAAGUCAUAUCGUGAACACGAUGUUUAGUAUUUUUAAAUUUAUUUUCAAAUAUAUUUUCCUCCCAAAGCUGUUAUUUUGUGACAUAAAAAAUGUGUUUCUUUUUAUGCCUUUUAUAUGUUUCGGCGUAGCAUCUCGAGUCUUUUUCAUGAGAUAAAUCUAAAAAAUAAAGGAAUGUUUUCAAAUUUUUA